ACGCUUUCCAAAUCCCUCCAAAACUGUCACCAACCAUGGCGCCGUCAACGUCCUCCCUCUCGUCCCGCCAUACACUUCACCGUCUCCUCCUCCCCCUCACUUAUCCACUCGGGAGACUUCACUUGCUUCUUAGCUUGACGAGCUUAGCUUGCUUGCUAGCCGCCGGUGAGGUCGAGCGCUGCUUCGACACGCCAUGGCGGAGGACGGCAAGUCCAACGAUCAGAUCCUCAGUGAGCUCGACGCGCUCAGCCACACGCUCUACCAGGCGCACACCAAGCGCCGCACCGCCUCCCUCGUGCUCCCCCGCUCGGCCGGCGACAGCAAUGCCGACGGCGUUGACGCCGUCCGCGCCGCGGCGCGCCCGCCCUCCCGCCGCCUGUCCAUGUCCCCGUUCCGGUCGAGGCCUAACCUGGACAAGAACGCGAACGACGACGAUGACGGCGACGACGCGGGAGCGGGCGUGGCGCUGCCGUCCAAGAGCCAGAGCUUCGCCGCGGUGGCCACGGCGGCGCCGGCCGUGGCCGGGGAGAAGAAGGGGAUCUGGGGCUGGAAGCCGAUCCGCGCGCUGUCGCGCAUCGGCAUGCAACGGAUGGGCUGCCUCUUCUCCGUCGAGGUGGUGGCGGCGCAGGGCCUCCCACCGUCCAUGAACGGGCUGCGCCUCGCCGUGGCCGUGCGAAAAAAGGAGUCGCGCGACGGCGCCGUGCAGACCAUGCCGUCGCGCGUGCAGCAGGGCGGCGCCGACUUCGAGGAGACGCUCUUCGUCCGGUGCUACCUCUACUGCAGCGGCGGCGGCGCCACGGGGAAGCCGCUCAAGUUCGAGCCCCGGCCGUUCCUCGUGUCGGCCGUCGCCGUGGAGGCGCCGGAGCUCGACCUCGGCCGGAACGCCGUGGACCUGAGCCUCCUCGUGAAGGAGUCCUCGGAGAAGAGCCAGCAAGGGGAGCGCGUCCGGCAGUGGGACAUGGCGUUCCCGCUCGCCGGGAAGGCCAAGGGCGGCGAGCUCGUCGUCAAGCUGUCGUUCCAGAUCAUGGACGACGGAGGCGUCGGGCUGUACAACCAGCCAGCCGUCGCAGGCAGGAGUAGCUCCUCUUCGUCGUCCUCCUUGUUAGCUCGGAAGCAUAGCAAGUCGUCGUUCAGCGUCACGAGCCCCAAGGUGGCGCGCCCGGAGGCGGCGCUGAUACCGUCCAAGGGCGCGCCGUCGCCGGACUUGCUGGGCAUUGACGACUUCAAGCUCGAUGAGCCUAGCCCAGCAGUGGAGGAGGUCAAUGAGGAGCAGCAGAAAGAGCCGGAGCGCGAGCCCGAGGAUGCGAAAGCCGAGGACUCGGAGUUCCCGGAGUUCGACAUCGUGGACAAGGGCGUCGAUGAGCCUAGCCCAGCAGUGGAGGAGGUGCAGCAGAAAGAGCCGGAGCGCAAGCCCGAGGAUGCGAAAGCCGAUGACUCGGAGUUCCCGGAGUUCGACAUCGUCGACAAGGGCGUCGAAGGGCAAGAAGAGAAGGAUAAUCCUCCGAAGGAAGAGGCCGAGGACAAGAAAGAAGCCAAUGAGGAGGAGGAUGCUUCGGCGGCGGCCGACGGCGACGAGGUGGUCAAGGAGGUGGUGCACGAUAGCGCGCGCACGUGGCGCCUCAACGAGCUCGAGGCGAUCACCAACCAGAUCAAGGCCCUCGAGAACAUGAUGCACAGCGACGUGGCGGACGCGGGCGACACGUCGCCAGAGCGGCAGGAGGACGAGGUGGCUGGGCUCGACGCCGAGGAGGAGGAAGUGACCAGAGAGUUCUUGAUGCUGAUGGAACAGGGAGAGGACGAGGACGGGGCGGCGGCCAAGUCGUCGUCGGCUCCGCAAGUGUCGUCGCUCAAGUCCGGCAAGAAGCCUGCCUCCGGCGCCGACGCCACGUGCUACGUCUCCGACCUCGGCAAGGGGCUCGGCCCCAUCGUGCAGACCCGGGAUGGCGGCUACCUGGCCGCCAUGAACCCGUUCGACAUCCCCGUGGAGCGGAAGGAGCUCCCCAAGCUCGCCAUGCAGCUGUCCAAGCCGUUCAUCCUCCGCGGCCAGAAGCUUCCCGGCGGCGGCGCCGAGGUGUUCCAGCGCCUGUGCGCCGGCGGCGGGUCCGAGGCGUUGUGCGCGAAGCUAGGCGCGCUCAUUGCCAUGGACGACGUCGUCGGCAAGACGGCCGAGCAGAUCGCGUUCGAGGGCAUGGCAUCGGCGAUCAUCAGCGCGCGGAGCAAGGAGCUCGUCGCGAUCACCAGCGCCGCCCACUCCGUCUCGCUGCUCCGGACGAUGUCGGUGGCAAUGAGCCACGGGCGCCAGGACAGGAUCGCUACGGGCAUCUGGAACGCCCAGGAAGCGCCGGUGGCCGUCGACGAGAUCCUGGCGUUCGCGCUGCAGAAGAUAGAGACGAUGGCCAUCGAGGCGCUCAAGGUCCAGGCCGGCAUGGUCGAAGAGCAGGCCCCGUUCGAGGUGUCGCCGGAGAAGACGCAGGCCAAGCACCUCCUGGACACCGCCGUGCCGCCGGAGGAGUGGGUGAGCGCCUGCGACGGCGCCGACGCGGUCUCCUUGCUCGUGGUGGUCCAGCUGAGGGAUCCCAUGCGUCGGUACGAGGCCGUCGGGGCACCGUCUGUCGUGAUCAUCCAGGCCGCACGGGCCGCCGGCGCCGGGGACGACGAGCGGAGGUUCAAGGUGGCAAACCUUCACCUCGGCGGCCUGCGGCUGAAGUCGCCCGACCGGCAGAACAUGUGGGACGGCGAGAAGCAGCGGCUCACGGCGAUGCACUGGCUCGUCGCCUACGGGCUCGGCAAGGCCGGGAAGAAGAGCCGGGCCGCGGCCGCCGGGAAGGCCGGGAAUGAUGUGCUGUGGAGCAUGUCGUCGAGGGUGAUGGCUGAUAUGUGGUUCAAGCCGCUGCGCAACCCGGACGUGAAGAUCCCCCAGAAGUAGCCGCAGAAAUCUUGGUCCUACAGCUUAUAUGAUUGUAAAUUAUCCUGCAUUGUGUGGUGAGGUCAAAAUAAAGGACUGUUCUUUUUCCUUUUUUGUUUGAGAGAAUUGUAAGAAUACUGAAUACCAUACUGUGAACAAGGAAUAUUACUGUGACAGCAAGUGAACA
Molecule: messenger RNA, 3092 nt
Organism: Setaria italica (foxtail millet)
Lineage: Eukaryota; Viridiplantae; Streptophyta; Magnoliopsida; Poales; Poaceae
Product: protein PLASTID MOVEMENT IMPAIRED 1
Exons: 1
Coding region: 194-2926 (910 amino acids)
Source: RefSeq, a predicted model, not a curated record